AUGUUGACCUACGCCAGCUCGUCAAGUGACGACAACAUUACAUCCUCCACUGUCAACAGCACAACAGCCCCUGCUGUUAACAGCACAACAGCCACAGACUUUUGGUCGGACAUCCAUGUCUGCGACUUCCUGAAUAAUGUCACCGACAACAGAGUGACCGUGACCUGCGGCAUUGACCUCUUCCUACCGCCAUUUCUGUUCGUUAUCGGACUCGUCAGUAACUUGCUGGUGGUGCUUGUCAUGCGCAGUAAGUCCUUUCGGUCGCUAUCCACUUCCUUCUACAUGAUCGUCAACGCGGUGGUUGACUCCUCCAGCAUCCUCGUGGCCCUGCCUAUUCACUACAUCUUUGUCAAUGUCCCUCACGCCUUUGCUGAAAUACGGGACUUCCACGCGACUUGGGAAUUCUCUAUCGCCAUUAAGUACCCACUGAAAGCCUACAAGCUCUGCACCACCCGGAGAGCCAAGUUUGUGGUGGCAGGGUUGACCAUAUUUGAGCUGGUGAAAGUGUCACACUUGAUCUUCAAGUCCCGCAUCGUGACAGACACCCACAGUAGACUGUGUGACGUGGACCAAAAGGACGCCGUCUACGUCACCUUCUACCAGGACGUCUGGCCGUGGCUGCACUUCUCUAUGCUCAUCGUCUCGUAUUUUAUUGUCAUGGCCGGUAACGCCCUCAUCUUCAUCAACAUCCACCGCUCCAACCAUUUGGACACCGGUUACGGCGCUGGGAGAAAAAGUCUCCGCAAAAGUUUUCACUCAGGAAGCAAGAGCAAGCAGAUCUCUCUAAUGCUAAUGAUCGACUCCUUCACCCUGGUCUUAUGUACGUUUCCUUUCGCAAUCAUCAGCAUCAUCUCGUCUCAGUCUGAAGACAUCUUUGACCUGCCUGGUGGCAAAAACCUGGCCUACACUGUGACCUUUUACCUACUCUAUGUCAACAGAUGUCUUAACUUGUUUCUGUACUGUGUCAGCGGAUCAAGGUUCAGAGUCGCCCUCAAGGAGAUAUUUUUCACGAAAGCACGUGCACUGGCAAUGGAACGCUCAGCUAGUCGCCACGAACGUUCCCUGUCUGUCUCCAGGAAGCCGGAAGAAAUUAACCGUGAUACUACUGCACACGAAAUUAAUUAUGGGGACAAGAAUCAAUCAGACAAGGGGCAGAGAAACAAGAAUCAAUCAGACAAGGGGCAGAGAAACAAUAAUCAAUCAGACAAGGGGCAGAGAGACAAUAAUCAAUCAAGAAAGGGGCAGAGAGACAACGACUAA
Candidula unifasciata is the source of this 1260-nucleotide messenger RNA. The record is from the annotation of a GenBank genome assembly. Lineage: Eukaryota; Metazoa; Mollusca; Gastropoda; Stylommatophora; Geomitridae.